GGGGCAGCAGGAUGAUAACCAGCCUGGCGGCAAGCAGGGGAGCCCUCACCCCAUGGGCAGGCCAAUAGCUGCCCGCUGACCGCCGCCACCCCCCCCUCCUCGGCCAUGGACACCCCUGGUUUUCCUUCAUCGGCCCCCACCGCCUGGGAGCCUGGGAACGCCUCCUCGGCCUGGCCCCCGGAUGUCGCCCUGGGGAACGUGUCCGCGGCCCCGAGCGUGGCGGGGCUGGCCGUCAGCGGUGUUCUGAUUCCUCUGGUCUACCUGGUGGUGUGCGUGGUGGGCCUGCUGGGCAACUCGCUGGUCAUCUACGUGGUCCUGCGGCACACGGCCAGCCCGUCGGUCACCAACGUCUACAUCCUCAACCUGGCGCUGGCCGACGAGCUCUUCAUGCUGGGGCUGCCCUUCCUGGCGGCCCAGAACGCCCUGUCCUACUGGCCCUUCGGCUCCCUCAUGUGCCGCCUGGUCAUGGCCGUGGACGCCAUCAACCAGUUCACCAGCAUCUUCUGCCUCACGGUCAUGAGCGUGGAUCGCUACCUCGCCGUGGUCCGUCCCGCCUGCUCCGCCCGCUGGCGCACGGCGCCCGUGGCCCGCACGGUGAGCGUGGCCGUCUGGGUGGCCUCGGCCGUGGUGGUGCUGCCCGUGGUGGUCUUCUCGGGUGUGCCCCACGGCAUGAGCACCUGCCACAUGCAGUGGCCCGAGCCGGCGGCCGCCUGGCGCGCGGGCUUCAUCAUCUACACGGCCGCGCUCGGCUUCUUCGGGCCGCUGCUGGUCAUCUGCCUCUGCUACCUGCUCAUCGUGGUCAAGGUGCGCUCGGCCGGGCGGCGGGUGCGGGCGCCCUCGUGCCAGCGGCGGCGGCACUCGGAGCGCAGGGUCACGCGCAUGGUGGUGGCCGUCGUGGCGCUCUUCGUCCUCUGCUGGAUGCCCUUUUACGUGCUCAACAUCGUCAACGUGGUGCGCCCGCUGCCCGAGGAGCCCGCCUUCUUCGGCCUCUAUUUCCUGGUGGUGGCGCUGCCCUAUGCCAACAGCUGUGCCAACCCCAUCCUCUACGGCUUCCUCUCCUACCGCUUCAAGCAGGGCUUCCGCAGGGUCCUGCUGCGGCCUUCCCGCCGCGUGCGCAGUCAGGAGCCUUCGGCCGGGCCUCCGGAGAAGACCGGGGAGGACGACGGGGAGGAGGACGGCGAGGAGGCGGCAGGGGGGCGGGGGCGGGGGCAGGAGAUGAACGGCCGGGUCAGCCUCAUCGCACAGCCUGGCACCGGCGGGCAGGAGCGGCCGCCCAGCGGCACGGCCAGCAAGCAGAGGCAGUUCCUGCCCCGAGAGCCCGCAGCCGGGGGCAAGCCGGGCGCACUGCACGCCAGUUGUCUGUAG
Lynx canadensis (Canada lynx) is the source of this 1365-nucleotide messenger RNA. RefSeq names its product somatostatin receptor 3 (gene SSTR3). Gene Ontology annotation, molecular function: somatostatin receptor activity; neuropeptide binding. The coding region runs from base 106 to 1365 and encodes 419 amino acids. The transcript has 2 exons. The record is from RefSeq and is a predicted model, not a curated record. NCBI's taxonomy places the organism in Eukaryota, Metazoa, Chordata, Mammalia, Carnivora, Felidae. Gene Ontology annotation, biological process: neuropeptide signaling pathway. Gene Ontology annotation, cellular component: membrane; neuron projection.